AUGAAAUACUUCGUUGUCCUCGCCCUGAUCGCCGUAUCCUUGACCGCCUACAUCAAGCCUGCUCCCGUCAGCGCAGAGCACGCAGAGCUCCAGGCUAUCAUCGACGCCAUCAAUAGUCCCAGCACCGACCCCGCUACCGCUACUACCCUUGCUGAAAUAUUCUACAGCUUUCUCAGGACCAGUCCCCAGCCCAUCCACAUCGGGCCGGAAAUCAUCGACUUCCCUCUCCCAGACGGUGGUGCUGUGAGCGAACCCGUAAAGCCCACUCCUUCUCCUGCCGUCGUCGGACCCGUCGCUCUCAGCCAGAGCUCUCCUCUUGUGCAGCUCAUCGUGAUAUGCUCCCGCCGCAGCCCAACAGCCGCCGGCGGAUAUGCUCCCGGACCAGUUGUUGACUCCGUUGAGAUCGUCCCUGAGCCCGUCAUUAUCGUUGAGGAAACCGAGGUUCCCGAAAUACCCGACCCCGUGAUUGUUGACCCCACGCCCGUGGUCCCCGAGCCUGUCAACCAACUCGUCGUAAUCGUCGAAAUCCGUCAUAAUCAACUUUAG
This is a messenger RNA of Bombyx mandarina (wild silkworm), 546 nucleotides long. RefSeq lists its product as uncharacterized. Lineage: Eukaryota; Metazoa; Arthropoda; Insecta; Lepidoptera; Bombycidae. The record is from RefSeq and is a predicted model, not a curated record.